This is a messenger RNA of Trypanosoma conorhini, 582 nucleotides long. RefSeq lists its product as uncharacterized. The record is from RefSeq and is a predicted model, not a curated record. The transcript has a single exon. The coding region runs from base 1 to 582 and encodes 193 amino acids. NCBI's taxonomy places the organism in Eukaryota, Euglenozoa, Kinetoplastea, Trypanosomatida, Trypanosomatidae.
AUGCUAUGCCGCAAUCUGCAGUGGCAAGAAGGGGCAGAGCACAUCAGGCUGCUGCCCAUCCGCAAGGAGGAGGAGGAGGAGGGGCGUCGCCGCAGUGCCCGCCACGACGCAAACACCCAGAGCGCCCAGCACGUGGUGUGGGACACGCGGACUCCGCGAGGGGACGUUUUGCCACGCGACGCGCCAAGGCGCACUGCUGUCCUCUUCAAAGCCAUCACCCCGCAACGAAGCAGUGCCCGUGCAGGUACCAAUGCGUUCGGGCAAACCCUCGGCGAAUGCCAGCAAGGCAGAAAAAAAAAAAACGGUUCUUGCUUCCGCCUGCACGAGAGAGGUGUUGGGGGGAGGGCUGCAGCGCACAACAACCGUGUGUCGCCGCGCCCGCGCCGAGGAAAUCGCCGGGCGCCCGUGGCACGCACGCUAUCCAUCCGGCCUGCCCGCAGCGCAUGCAACGACAGGGGAACGACAAACCGCCGUGAACUGCGGCCAAAGUGGGGUGCGUGCAAACCACACUGCCUUCCCCACAGACGGCGGAACCGUGCCACUACGAUACGAAGGCGGCGCUGCGACUCCGUCCAUCCAUAA